Homarus americanus (American lobster) is the source of this 2047-nucleotide messenger RNA. Its product is annotated as carbohydrate sulfotransferase 11-like. Bases 468 to 1439 code for a protein of 323 amino acids. The record is from RefSeq and is a predicted model, not a curated record. The transcript has 6 exons. Gene Ontology annotation, biological process: carbohydrate biosynthetic process. Gene Ontology annotation, cellular component: membrane. Gene Ontology annotation, molecular function: sulfotransferase activity. NCBI's taxonomy places the organism in Eukaryota, Metazoa, Arthropoda, Malacostraca, Decapoda, Nephropidae.
GAAGACUUACUAACACCUGCCAGAUUACAGAUCCCAAGACACCUGUUUCCUCCUAAGACACGCAGCAGAUGCUCGCACUCCUCCUGUCUCCGCGGAACAGCAAGCACUUGAAACCUACUCGGUCAUCUCCGCCACAGAUCACGCUACUGUAUUUCUACGGCUAUGUGUUAAGACUUGUAAUAGUGAGUUGUCAAAGAGGUUGUGGCGGAGGAGACAACAGCCGAUCACAACACACUCACCUGGACGGUGUCAUCAAGAGAUGAUAAAUAAACAGAAUUAUUGAAGCUAACGAUUGGUUGUUAAAGACUCAACACAAACUGUAACAACACUCAUCUGACCAGUGAAACAACUUCAUAUAAACCAUCAACAAGAGAAGUUUAUUACUGGUUGUUAACGUCAACUUACAACUUGCCACAACCCAGUUCUUCAACAUCAUAAUCCAACAUAAAGUGUAGAGCUACAACACAAUGAUGAACGCGAGGACAUGGAAAAAAGUUAUGUACUUGUUAUCAGCCAUCGUAUUGGUAACUUUCAUAUGUUAUCACAUCGACGUCAUCCGGUCAUCUGUCAACAAGAAUCCGAAGGGUGUGUUUGAGACGUGGUAUAGAAGGAUUGUCCCAGUACAGGAGGAGGCUGUAGGGAUGGGACACGAGACUCCCUGGGAGGUGGAGCAGCAGAAGAGAAAAGCUGCCGUACAGGAAGGUUGUGGUGGUAAGCCUACUGCAGCUGCUCUGAGUAGAACCCUACAAGAAUUUCCCAAUCUUCCUCACCUUCUGAUAGACGAUGUUCACAAGGCCAUCUACUGCUUCAUCCCCAAGAUUGCGAGUUCCAGCUGGAGAAUUGUGUGGAUGAAGUUGUUGGGUCUCGAAAACAUUCCGAGGACUAUGUCGAGACAUGAUUUUCUUUACAUGAGAAUACUACAAGAGAACCGCCAGAAGAUUGAUAUGAUCCGAAAAUUAUCGACGUAUACCAAGUUCCUAGUUGUGCGUCACCCAUUCGAACGCCUUGUCUCAGCCUACAAGAACAAGAUAAAAGGUCCCGACGUGACACUACAACAAACCCCCGUCUAUAAUUACGUCAAAAAAAUUCGCCCAAACGCCAAUCAAUUAGACAUCCAGUGGACAGAGUUUGUGGAUUACCUCAAUAACGGAGGUGACAGAACAGACAGACACUGGGAUGUUUUCGCCAGACACUGUUACCUCUGCAGCAUAGAGUAUGACAUCGUCGGCAAGUAUGAGACUCUUAGCGUGGACUCUGAACACUUCCUCCGGCGGGUGAGAGCCCCAGAAUGGCUGCACUUCCCUGAGUAUCACCCCACCAAGACCAGCUCAGAGCUACAGACGUACAUGAGGAACCUCACCAAGAUGCAGAUCGAUCGCCUCUACCGCACCUACGAGAAAGACUUUAGACUCUUCCAGUAUACAUAUAACCCUCAUUAAGGCUCCUGCUGACAGUCUCCUUCCCUCCCACUCAAUAAUCCCUCUCGCACCCACAGCUCACCUCUCCUACCACCCCUUUCCUCCCUAUCCCACCCAUACCUCCCUUCUCCCACUCACGAGAUGUAUUAUUUAAGGAACUCUUUUACGGACGAAGAAUCACCAGGAGGACGUAUCUCUCGUGUCAACUCCCUCCUCACCACCUCCCUUCCCUCUCCUCCCCUCUUACUCCCCUCCUGUGGCUACUUCAAGAGACAGUAUAUAACAUGAUAUUUUUAGCCCCUUGAUAGUUACAUAGUGAUGUACAGAGUGCCAGUGUGUUUUGUAAUUAAAGUUGUAUCACCUGAAGACUCGGAACCCCAGUAUAUUUCACCUGAUUAUUAAACACCCUGACGAUAACCUAACCUAAUCCUAACCUAACCUAACCUGACCUAACCUAACCUAACUUAAUCAAACUUAACCCAGGUAUCUUUAGGGUGUUUGAUCAAAUGAAAUAUGCUGGGGGGGGGGGUGUAAUCUUCAUGUGAUACUUUAAGUUUUUCCAAAUUAGUUUAAGUGGGAAUUAUCGUCCUCAACAAGAUGAUUCUAAAAUAAAAAUAAAAUAAAAAUAA